Thecamonas trahens ATCC 50062 is the source of this 1222-nucleotide messenger RNA. Its product is annotated as 26S proteasome non-ATPase regulatory subunit 6. The transcript has 3 exons. Bases 53 to 1204 code for a protein of 383 amino acids. Gene Ontology annotation, biological process: proteasome-mediated ubiquitin-dependent protein catabolic process. The record is from RefSeq and is a predicted model, not a curated record. Lineage: Eukaryota; Apusomonadida; Apusomonadidae.
UCGUCUCCAUUUUCUCGAUCGCUGCGGCGAGCUUGAAGGAGACCUUUUAACCAUGGACGAGCUGCUUCCGGAGAUGUACAUCCCGGACCUGACCCUGCCGCAGGCUCUGUUCGAUCUCGAGCAGGAUGCAGGCAAUGAAGAGGCCAAGGCCAAAAUCAUGGCUGCGGUGGAGAAGAACGGCAUGGUGCCGUUUUACACAUAUGUGUGUGAGCGGCUCGGGUGGGAUGCGGACGACCAACUGGUGGCGACGCUGACCAAGGCCAAUGCGGCCAAGCUCGAGGCUAUCGACGCCGACAUCGCCGAGGCUGAAAAGUCCGAGGGUGAGGUCGAGGUCCGGGCCCACAUGGAGCGCAAGGCACUCGCCCUUGUGGCCAUGGGCGACCGGACGGCCUCGCUCGAGGCCAUCGAUGCCACCAUGGAGAAGACGGUCGGGUCGGGCCUCAAGCUUGAUCUUGUCUUCCUCAAGGCCCGCCUAGGCCUCUUUUACCUUGACCACGUCCUGCUUGCGGGUGUGCUUCCCGAGGCUGCCGAUCUCGCCGAGAAGGGCGGCGACUGGGAGCGCCGCAACAGGCUCAUGGCCUACCAGGCUGUGUACAACAUGUCGAUUCGUUCGUUCGACAAGUCGUCACAGCUGUUCCUUGACACGCUGGCGACGUUUACGUCGUACGAGCUUGCGCCGUUUGCGACGUACAUCCGGUACGCGGUCAUCAUGGGCUCGCUCCAGCUCCCGCGCGUCGAUCUGCAGGACAAGCUCAUGCAGUCGCCCGACGUGCUGUCGGUGUCGAAGGAGCUCGGCGCCGCCGGCGACCUUCUCCAUGCGCUCUAUGAGUGCAAGUACGCCGAGUUCUUUGUUGCGCUCGCCGCACUCGGCGACGAGCUUGCCAAGGACCGCUACAUGCACGAGCACGCCCGCUUCUACUGUCGCGAGAUGCGCAUUCGCGCCUACAACCAGAUCCUGCGCUCGUACCGCUCGGUCACCAUGGAGUCGAUGGCGGCUCAGUUUGGGGUCACCGCUGAGUUUAUUGACCGUGAGCUCUCGCGCUUUGUUGCGUCGGGCCGGGUCCACUGCUCCAUCGACGCCGUCUCGGGCACCAUCUACACCACCCGCUCCGACUCGAAGAACUCGCUCUACCAGCAGACCAUUAAGCAGGGUGACCUGCUCCUCAACCGGGUGCAGAAGCUCUCCCGUGUCAUCAACCUUUAAACGGUGCGUUGACUUGAA